Messenger RNA from Fonsecaea nubica, 1941 nucleotides. RefSeq lists its product as hypothetical. Gene Ontology annotation, molecular function: protein binding. NCBI's taxonomy places the organism in Eukaryota, Fungi, Ascomycota, Eurotiomycetes, Chaetothyriales, Herpotrichiellaceae. The transcript is spliced from 2 exons. The record is from RefSeq and is a predicted model, not a curated record. The coding region runs from base 1 to 1941 and encodes 646 amino acids.
AUGAGACCCUCAAACCUGCCACGACCUCGUCCCCAGCCCAGCUCGGGCUACAAACGAGUCCAAUCAAAACAGACUCGCGAUGUUGCUUUCGGCCCUCACAAGGACCGCAUAGAAAAGUUGUAUAUCCAUGAGGAGCGGCCCCUGAAUUGGAUCAUGGACUAUAUGAGAAGGGAAUAUGGUAUCAAUCUUUCAGUCAAGCAAUACAAGAGUCAGUUGAAGACCUGGGGCCUCAGACACAAACUCACCAAGCGUGAUGCCGCCUUCAUCUUGAGAUUGCUGGACCAAGCCAGGAGUGAAGGCCGCGACGAGGUUGUCAUCUUCUCCGGGCACCCGAGGCGGCGAGAGGACAUCACCAAAUACAUCCAGAGAAAUGAAAAGCUGGUCGAUGAAGCCGACCUCCUGUCCUGCAUCACCCAGACCGACAAGAUACCCGAUUAUAUCUACCUGCAGACACUUCCGGUUGAGCCUCAGCAGCCACCGCCCUCCCACCUACCGCCAACGCCCCCAUCUGCCAGCUCAUUUGGCUCUCUGGAGUCUCACGCCUCCUUCAGGACUAUCUCCCCAAUGAAGGUCCCCAUCCCGUCACCAGAGUCCAGCCCUCGACAUUCGGGUGAAUUCGCCCAUGAGCUGAAUCGUGCCACGACUCUACCAGGUCCCGUAGACGCUGCCGAAAGAUUGCAUGUCGAUUGGAGCAUCAUCCAUGGUGAUAAUACUCCGGUUCAGCAGCAGGCACUCUUGUCCCGCAGUCAGCCAGCUAUCCCGAACAUCUUGGGCCCAUUCUGGCGUGCCCAGCGAGAGCCGAUCCCCUCUGGCUGGUGCCAGCUAUGGGACAACAAUGACCCGAGCGAGCAAUGGCCGUCUGACUUCACCCAUGCUGUGCUGUCAGCGACCCCCGCUGUCGUUGAAGAGAUUAGCGACCUGGACCUGGACAUCUACCGGUUCGGCAACAAUACCCGAAGCCGCCAGCUCAACGACAAGAGUCUGUCGGCCGAUUUUGUCAUGUACUGUCUGUACUGGUUGAUUUGCGCCGGCCAAAAUGAUGCCAGGAUCCAGUCGAGGGCCGAGUACUAUUUGACGAAUGCCCGGUUCAAUUUCUUGUGCAUGCUCACGAAUGAGAGCUUCCCUGCUGGAGAAUGCUUGGGCGCGCUGAGCAUUGUAUCGGUGCUGUUUGACUGUUACGGCCAGUGGGACAGGCUCUCGGAGCUGCUGACCAAAUGUGACGAGUUGACCAAGAAACACUGCGGACUCGACAACCCAUUGACCAUGACCAUCGAGUUCAAGAAGAACAUGCUCCAGCGUAGUGGUGCGGGUUGCCCGCCGCAUGAUAUUGCUCGCCUCUCGGACAUUGUGACUCAGAUGCAGAUUGCCUUCUCCGAAUCAUCCGCGCCCGCCCUGACUGCCAGGUAUAACUUGGCCUGGGCAAUGCUGGAGAAUGAGCUGAAAAGGGAAGUGAGGGCACCCGAGAACUUUGAACCUGCUCGAAGAGAGCUGCUUGACCUCACCCAUCAGUGGGAGCAGUUCGGAGACGACCGCAUUGAGACCAUCAUGGCCGCUGCCACCCUAGCCAGGGCCACCUUCUAUUGCGGAGAUGCAGAAGGGGCCGAAGCUAUCAUUGUCCAAUCUGUCUUGCCCCGAGUGCGGAAGAAUUUUCCCGAGCAGCAUGCGUAUAGUUGGGAGGCGAAGCACCGACACGCAUUCUUCCUCUUCCAGUUGGCCAAAAAGGAAACGGGCGCGCGGAGGCGCGACCAUCUGCAACUUGGCGAGCAGCUCCUGCGAGAAGUCGUGCGGAACAGACACCGCAUUCUAGGCGAGUCCAACCCAAAGUCGACUCACUCGUUCCAACUCCUCAGAGAUAUCCUCAAAGCACAAGGCAGGAUACUCGAGGCAGACACACUAUCCGACUGGUGUGAGCAACAACAGUCACCAUCAGGGGUGCAUUGA